Zychaea mexicana is the source of this 729-nucleotide messenger RNA. RefSeq lists its product as uncharacterized. The record is from RefSeq and is a predicted model, not a curated record. NCBI's taxonomy places the organism in Eukaryota, Fungi, Mucoromycota, Mucoromycetes, Mucorales, Lichtheimiaceae. Bases 1 to 729 code for a protein of 242 amino acids. The transcript has 2 exons.
AUGGCAGCAGCAGCAUUCAUUACGUCUAAAUUAAAGUCGACCCAUCAUAUCCAGCUCGUUCAUCUAUGGAAUGUUGUCAUGGGCAUCAUUCUAUUUGGCCUCAAUAUCGGCGUGGCAGUAAAAAUCCGCUCGUUUAUUUCCAAUGGCUCAGAGAUGGCAGGCUUCGGAAACUACAAUGUUUUCGCGUAUCCGGCAACUUACGUCUACAUGCUUAUCCCUUCAAUUUGCUCGCUCGUAUACAGCAUCAUUUUAGCCUUGGAUCCCAGCCCAUCGUAUCCAGCCUGGCGACCAUCGAAAACAUUUCUCAGCAGCGUGGCAUUGCUUGCAGGUGCCUUGUUUUUUGCUUCACUUUUCCCGGUGUUACCGGGCGCCGACAUGAUCACUCGUCCAGAUUCAGCAAUGGCUUGUACUUGGGCCGACUUUAUGGAGUGGCGUACCAUCUACAACAACGUCGACAUCUACCCUUGGGUAGGUAACAUGGAUGCUGCCUGUCAGACACUUCAUGCCGCUGAUGCGUUUUGCUGGAUCAUCACCAUUGGAUGGUUUGUGCUACUUGGUCUCUACUUGCGACGGAUGAGACAGCUCAGAUCCAGCACAGAAGCAACACACAAUGCCAGCGACGUUAAAACGUAUAACCAACAUCAACAGCCAUCUUCUACCGCUUCCCCUAGCUGGCCUAUGGAGGAAAUCAAGACGACGACAGACACCAAAACUGAAGUACAAUCAUAA